CAAUGAUUUAGAAGUUCAGGAAUCCCACGUGACGUCACCGGGGGGGUGAUGUAAUGCACUCUAAAUAGAAUGUAUUGUAAUCUUUGCUCAGUCCAACGUGGUCCCUUCACCCGGGCUCGGCUCUUGCCUUCUCCACACUUGUUUGAGCCCUGGCAAGGUGCGGAACCCUCCAGAAGUGUGGUCAAGCGGCGGUGGUGGUGGUGGCGGCGGCAGCAGCAGCGGCAGCAGCGGCAACAGAGACUGCGAACCAGGAGCUUCCCCCGCGUCCCCAGUUUCUCAGUGAUGCAACGGAACCCCUGGAGAAAGUUUGCAAACUUCCAGCGGUGCGGUAGAGACGCCGGGUCAACUAGGGGUGGUCAGGCGAGUGCGCAGGGGGCUUGCUCUCCCCCGGGUGCCGAGCGGCCGCUGCCACUUCUCAAGACCAGCUGGCCCUGCCGGCUGCAGCUGAUUUAUGAGGAAUCCAAGAUGAACUUGGAGCAGGAGAGGCCAUUUGUCUGCAGUGCUCCUGGCUGCUCCCAGCGUUUCCCAACAGAGGACCAUCUGAUGAUUCAUCGGCACAAGCAUGAGAUGACUUUGAAGUUUCCUUCAAUAAAAACAGACAAUAUGCUAUCAGAUCAGACUCCAACGCCCACGAGAUUCCUGAAGAACUGUGAGGAGGUGGGUCUCUUCAGCGAGCUGGACUGUUCCUUCGAGCAUGAGUUCCGGAAGGCUCAAGAAGAGGAGAAUAGCAAGCGGAAUAUCUCCAUGCAUAACGCAGUUGGUGGGACCAUGACGGGGCCUGGAACUCACCCACUAGGCAGCACACGGAUGCCCAACCACGACACCAGUGUUGUGAUUCAGCAAGCCAUGCCAUCGCCCCAAUCCAGCUCAGUCAUCACGCAGGCUCCCUCCACCAACCGCCAGAUCGGGCCUGUCCCAGGCUCUCUAUCAUCUCUGCUCCAUCUCCACAACAGACAGAGGCAGCCCAUGCCAGCCUCCAUGCCUGGGACCCUGCCCAACCCUACCAUGCCAGGAUCUUCUGCCGUCUUGAUGCCCAUGGAGAGACAAAUGUCAGUGAACUCCAGCAUCAUGGGCAUGCAAGGCCCCAACCUCAGCAACCCCUGUGCUUCUCCCCAAGUCCAGCCAAUGCAUUCAGAAGCCAAAAUGAGGCUGAAGGCUGCAUUGACUCACCACCCUGCUGCCAUGUCAAAUGGGAACAUGAGCACCAUCGGACACAUGAUGGAGAUGAUGGGCUCCCGGCAAGACCAGACGCCGCACCACCACAUGCAUUCGCACCCGCAUCAGCACCAGACACUGCCACCCCACCACCCCUACCCGCACCAGCACCAGCACCCUGCACACCAUCCCCACCCACAGCCUCACCACCAGCAGAACCACCCGCAUCACCACUCCCAUUCCCACCUUCAUGCACACCCAGCACACCACCAGACCUCGCCACACCCACCCCUGCACUCCGGCAACCAAGCACAGGUUUCACCAGCCACGCAACAGAUGCAACCAACCCAGACAAUACAACCGCCCCAGCCCACAGGGGGGCGCCGGCGAAGGGUGGUGGAUGAGGACCCGGAUGAGAGGCGGAGGAAGUUUCUGGAAAGGAACCGGGCUGCCGCCACCCGCUGCAGACAGAAGAGGAAGGUCUGGGUGAUGUCACUGGAAAAGAAAGCAGAAGAGCUCACUCAGACAAACAUGCAGCUUCAGAAUGAAGUGUCCAUGUUGAAAAACGAGGUGGCCCAGCUGAAACAACUAUUGUUAACACACAAAGACUGCCCAAUUACAGCCAUGCAGAAAGAGUCACAAGGAUAUUUAAGUCCAGAGAGCAGCCCUCCUGUGAGCCCUGUCCCAGCAUGCUCCCAGCAGCCAGUCAUCCAGCAUAACACCAUCACUACGUCCUCCUCCGUCAGCGAGGUUGUGGGGAGUUCCACCCUCAGUCAGCUCACGACUCACAGAACAGACCUCAAUCCUAUUCUUUAAAAGGCAGUGGUCAGACCUGGCCUCUGAGAAGAGUUGGGGCAUGCUCUACAUCCUUUCUCCAAAGGGCAUUUUUAGAAUUAACUCAGACCUGGAAGACGCCUCAGCUCUUUCAAAGACUGGCCUUCAUUUUUAUAGUUAUUAUGGAAAUGUCCUCUUUUAUACUUAGUUAUAUAAGAAAAAGGGAGUUAUGCAAUGAAUAUCUAUCAGCUUGGGAAGCGCGUUGGUGCUUUUCUCCAAUUUUCUGGUACCAGUUUCUUGUUUAUAAAUGGAAUCUUUCCUGUA
Messenger RNA from Phodopus roborovskii (desert hamster), 2253 nucleotides. RefSeq names its product cAMP responsive element binding protein 5 (gene Creb5). Gene Ontology annotation, molecular function: DNA-binding transcription factor activity, RNA polymerase II-specific; cAMP response element binding. Gene Ontology annotation, biological process: regulation of transcription by RNA polymerase II. The record is from RefSeq and is a predicted model, not a curated record. NCBI's taxonomy places the organism in Eukaryota, Metazoa, Chordata, Mammalia, Rodentia, Cricetidae.